CUGUGCCCCACUCUCUAUAUCUCUCUUCUUCCAUAUCCAUAUAUACACAACACAAUUAUGUUUAUAUACACAUGCAGCUUUCUUUAUUCCAUUAGAUCUGAAAAAGACUACUUACCCAACUUCCUUUUAAUAAUACUUCUCAUUCACCCUCUUUCAUCUCAACCAACUCAACUACAACAACAUCUCUUCCAUGCAUGAAACCAUUCAAUUUCUAACUAUCUUUCCCUCUUCAUAACCAAACUGAAUAAACAACCAAAAAAAACUACUUUUUUUCCACCCCUUAAGGCUAAAGUUCCUUGUUUUGCUCCAAAAAAAAACCAUGUCACCUGAUGAAACACAACAAACCUCAAAGUCUGCAAAAGACAUCAACCACCAACAAGGCUCUGGUGGUCGGAAAACAUCUUCCUCAACAUCUUCCUCAACAAAACCACAAGAACAAAACAUGAAGUGUCCUAGAUGUGACUCACCGAACACAAAAUUCUGUUACUACAACAACUACAGCUUAACGCAACCGAGGCAUUUCUGCAAAACAUGUAGAAGAUAUUGGACAAAAGGUGGAGCUUUACGCAACGUUCCUAUAGGUGGUGGAUGUAGAAAAAACAAGAGAGUGAAAUCAUCAUCAAGACUCUCUUGUGACUCCAAAGAUUCUGCUACUUCUUCUUCGGAGUUUGUUGGUGGUUUGAAGUUUCUUCAUUCUCUUUCUUCUCCUUCCAUGGAUUUUCACCUUGGUAAUGGUUUACCUUUUCCUAGGCUUCAACUUCAGCACCACCCUCCAUUAUUUAACCAUUUUCCUUCUUAUGGAGAAACUUCUUCUGCCAUGAAUUACCCAGCUACUUCAAAUUCUCUUGCUGCUAUGAAUUACCCUUUUUCAACAGGUAAUAGUAAUUAUAACGGUGCAAUUCAAGGUUUGAGUUCAAUGAAUAUUAAUCAUGGUAACAGUAACAUUGCUUCUUCUAUUGAGUCACUGAGUUCUAUGAACCAAGACUUGCACUGGAAGCUACAGCAACAGAGAUUAUCCAUGCUGUUUGGUGGAGAAAACCAGAAAGAUAACAAUAAUCAGACAGAGAAACCACUUCAACCUAUUUUGUUUCAGAAUCUCGAGGUUUCAAAACCAUCUGGUGGGAAUUUCUGUGUUGGAAAUUCAAGAAGAGAAGGUUCAAAUGGUGGAGCAGAUACACCGACGGAGUGGUUUUUCGGUAAUUCUUACGGUUCUGCAGCUGCUACACCUACUGCAAGUGGUGGAGCUGGUCAUGAUAAUGGAAGCAACUGGAAUGGUGGUGGUGUACAUGCUUGGAAUGAUGUGCAGCAGCAAUAUAGUUCCAUGCCCUAGCUUCAAGAAAUUGGAUUUGGUGCAGUAACUACCUGAAGAAGUACAGUCUCAACCGUUCAUCUAAAAUGGACUGUUGAGAUUGUUUAAAAUUAAUUUUAUCAUCAUAUAAUCUGAGAUUUAUAGUUUCAGAUUAACCACCAAAAUCAUUUACUUUAAUGCAGAAUAUCUGAGUCAUAGUUGAGGGAGGAUCAAGAUUCAAGAGGGUAUCUUAAAAGGUAGAUCUUUUUCUAGAAAUUAUUUAGGAAGAAAUUAAUUAAUAGGGCAACUUUGAUAUUUGAAUCAAAUUUCUUUAGGUAUAUGUUAGCUAUUAUUUAUGUAUUGGUGUUUACAUUUGCUUUAAAAAGAACACAUAUAUGUAAUGUAACAAAUGGGAAAAUUAAGACUAUAAUGUUUCUUCAUAUAACCAAUUAUCAUUCUCAAUCUUCAUACUUUCUAUAUAGUUAGCAUAUAUAUUAUAUAGUAUGCUAGUAAAUUUGUUGUGCCCUACUUUAGUUACAUUAUUAAUUAUUGCUU
Messenger RNA from Vicia villosa (hairy vetch), 1843 nucleotides. Its product is annotated as dof zinc finger protein DOF5.7. The transcript has a single exon. Gene Ontology annotation, molecular function: DNA-binding transcription factor activity; DNA binding. Gene Ontology annotation, biological process: regulation of DNA-templated transcription. Lineage: Eukaryota; Viridiplantae; Streptophyta; Magnoliopsida; Fabales; Fabaceae. Bases 320 to 1330 code for a protein of 336 amino acids. The record is from RefSeq and is a predicted model, not a curated record.